AUGGCUUCUUCAUUGAGACUGGGAAGCUCCGCGAUCCGCUCGUCCCUGGUUACCAAGCCUGCCGUCCAGUCCGCCGCUUUCAACGGUCUGCGAUGCUAUUCCACCGGCAAGGCUAAGUCCCUCAAGGACACCUUCGCCGACAAGCUCCCCGAAGAGAUCGAGAAGGUCAAGAAGCUCCGAAAGGACUUUGGCUCCAAGGUCGUUGGCGAGGUCACUUUGGACCAGGUCUACGGUGGUGCUCGUGGCAUCAAGUCCCUUGUUUGGGAGGGAUCCGUUCUUGACAGCGAGGAGGGCAUCCGCUUCCGUGGCAAAACGAUCCCAGAAUGCCAGGAACUACUCCCCAAGGCCCCUGGCGGAGAGGAGCCUCUCCCCGAAGGUCUUUUCUGGCUCCUGCUUACCGGCGAGGUCCCCAGCGAGCAGCAGGUCCGUAACCUGUCCGCCGAAUGGGCUGCUCGUUCCGACGUCCCCAAGUUUGUCGAGGAGCUCAUUGACCGCUGCCCCAACGACCUCCACCCCAUGGCUCAGUUCUCCCUCGCCGUGACCGCCCUGGAGCACGAAUCCGCCUUCGCCAAGGCCUACGCCAAGGGUAUCAACAAGAAGGAAUACUGGCAAUACACCUUCGAGGACUCGAUGGACCUCAUCGCCAAGCUCCCCACCAUUGCUGCCCGCAUCUACCGCAACGUUUUCAAGGACGGCAAGGUCGCCGCUGUCCAGAAGGACAAGGACUACUCCUACAACUUGGCCAACCAGCUCGGAUUCGGCGAGAACAAGGACUUUGUUGAAUUGAUGCGUCUGUACCUUACCAUCCACUCCGACCACGAGGGUGGUAAUGUCAGCGCCCACACCACCCACCUUGUCGGCAGCGCUCUCAGCUCCCCAUACCUCUCUCUGUCCGCCGGUCUGAACGGUCUUGCCGGCCCUCUCCACGGAUUGGCCAACCAAGAGGUUCUUGUCUGGUUGCAGAAGAUGAAGAAGGCCAUUGGCAACGACCUUAGCGACGAGGCCAUCAAGAACUACCUCUGGUCCACCUUGAACGGCGGCCAGGUUGUUCCCGGUUACGGCCACGCCGUUCUCCGCAAGACCGACCCUCGCUACGUGUCUCAGCGUGAAUUCGCUCUCCGCCACCUCCCUGAUGACCCGAUGUUCAAGCUUGUCAGCCAGGUUUACAAGAUCGCUCCUGGCGUUCUUACCGAGCACGGAAAGACCAAGAACCCCUACCCUAACGUGGAUGCUCACUCUGGUGUCCUCCUGCAAUACUACGGCCUGAACGAGGCCAGCUACUACACCGUUCUCUUCGGUGUUUCCCGCGCCCUCGGUGUUCUUCCUCAGCUGAUCAUUGACCGCGCCCUCGGUGCCCCCAUUGAGCGCCCCAAGAGUUUCAGCACCGAGGCUUAUGCCAAGCUUGUCGGCGCUAAGCUGUAA
Talaromyces rugulosus is the source of this 1422-nucleotide messenger RNA. RefSeq lists its product as uncharacterized. Gene Ontology annotation, cellular component: mitochondrial matrix. Gene Ontology annotation, biological process: tricarboxylic acid cycle; carbohydrate metabolic process; citrate metabolic process. The coding region runs from base 1 to 1422 and encodes 473 amino acids. The transcript has 8 exons. The record is from RefSeq and is a predicted model, not a curated record. NCBI's taxonomy places the organism in Eukaryota, Fungi, Ascomycota, Eurotiomycetes, Eurotiales, Trichocomaceae.